AUGAAUCAUUUAUAUGCAAUCAACCAAAUGUCUGCUACUCAUAAUAAACAUUGGAAUUUUUUAAAAUUAUUGUGUAAAGAUAAAAAUGUUGAUGAAGUUAAUAAAAAGCUGGAAGAAAUUGCUUUACAGCAUAAAAACGAGAUAACUCUCAAACAGGAUAUAGCAAAACAGCGCGUUAAUGAUCAACUGUAUGAAAUUCAUAAAGUAGCUGAAGAAAUUGAUCGAACUAAGUUUGCCGUCGACUCCAAUAAGGGAUUAUGGCAAAAAGUGCUCAAAGGUCAUAAUCGACUGUUUCCAAACUUUCUGAGCAAAAUAAACUCAAAUCUCGACUCAUCCCCGACAAACUUUAUUAAAAUAUCAGGACCUCCACCACGCCCAAAAACUAGACUGAUAUUAUCCGCCCCGAGAGUCAGACGAAUCAGACGAAGACCAGCCACCACUCCAAACUCAACUCGGUCUACAUUAAUUUUAGGAUUGACUUCAACUGUCGGUUCUGCAUCUCAACGAAAAUUAUGGUUUCUUUCUAGAUCCUACCUGGAGUUAGAAAAUCAAAUCCGAGUUGAACGUCGAAAAAAUCGACAGCAAAUAAAAUCAUCUAGAUCAUGUCCACCACGUGUAAGUCUAUCAACAAAUAUGAACGAUCAACUUGAUUCGGCAAGAAGCAUUAACUCAAGGCCUUCUUCAUUUGCUCCAAAAACUCCAAGAGAACAGAAGAUUAAGAGGUGUUUGUAUUUCCUUAAAAUUCAGCAAACAGAACUUCAAGAAAAAAUAAAUAAAUUUUGUGACGACAUUAGUGAGUUUAUUAAAAGUUCACUAAAUAUUAAUGAUGAAGUUGUGCCUGAUAAUGCUUUGUCUAUCAGUAUUUUUUGA
This is a messenger RNA of Schistosoma intercalatum, 870 nucleotides long. NCBI's taxonomy places the organism in Eukaryota, Metazoa, Platyhelminthes, Trematoda, Strigeidida, Schistosomatidae. The record is from the annotation of a GenBank genome assembly.